CACAAUCUGGUCACGGCGCAGCUAAAUUCAAUUAAUGAACAAAUAGUCGGAUUCAACGAAUCUAUGUCUUUUAUAAACACGCAGUUUGAGGAAAUGAGAGCUGUGAUAGAAGAAAAAUCCGCUGUUAUUAACCAAUUGAAAAAGGAAAAUAUCCAUCUUCAAGCAUCGGUAAAGGACCUCACAACCAGGCUUAAUAUUGUCGAACUGCAUAUGAGAGAAUGCAACGUUGAAAUUAAUGGUAUUCCAGAACAUAAAACGGAAAAUUUAGUCAAUACGGUAGUGCAACUAAGCCAAGUUGUUAAAAAUAAUAUUUCUGUUGAUGACAUCCAACAUGCUACCCGCGUAGCUAAGCUCAACAAAAGCACCGACAAGCCACGGUCCGUCAUCGUCAAGCUCCGUACCACAAAGCACCGUGAUGCUCUCCUAGCAGCUGUAGCACAAUAUAAUAAGAAAAAUCCUGAAGAUAAAUUGAGCUCCCACCAUUUAGGGAUUGGAGGAGCGCGAGCCCCUAUAUAUGUUUCGGAACAUCUUACCCCGGGAAGUAAAUCUUUACACGCCGCCACGCGCAUAAAAGCCAAAGAAAUGAAAUAUCGGUUCACGUGGAUUAGAAAUGGAAAAAUUUAUGUACGCAAGGAUGAAUUCAGUCAAGCAAUAUUAAUGAGAAAUGAAGACAGUCUUAAGCUCAUAGUUUAAAUAAUAUUGUAGUGAAUGUUAUGGCCUUAAAAUUCUUAACAGAGCUAGAGAUUUAUUAUCAGAAUGUACGAGGGUUAAGAACAAAGACCAAUGAUGUGCUUAAGAAUGUCUUGAUUUCUAACUAUAAAAUUAUUGUAUUCACCGAGACCUGGCUGAAUCCUGGUAUCUUUGAUAACGAAUUGUUUGAUUCCCGAUACAUUGUCUACAGAAAAGAUCGUAUUUGUUCCCAUCAAUCCAAAAAAGAUGGCGGAGGUGUUCUCAUUGCUAUCUCACGAGAGAUUUCAUCUUCUCGUGUUAUAAGCUGGGAAACAAAUGAUGAAGAUAUAUGGGUAGUUCUUGAAAUUAGCUGCAACAACGUUAUAAAGAAAAUUGGACUUUGUGUAGUCUACUUACCUCCGCCAGUAAAAUUAGAAAUUUUAAAAAAAUUUUUGGAAGGUGUUGAUUGUGUUACCAAUCAUGUUGAUGACAUAGUCGUGUUAGGAGAUUUUAACAUGGGUUUUAUUAAAUGGUGUUCUAAUGAUAACAACUCAUACAUGACUCCGUCAAAUUAUAAUAACACUCUUGGAUACUCAUUGGUAGAUUUUAUGUCUAUAAACAAUCUAUAUCAAUUUAAUUGUAUAAGUAAUUGUGACGAUAGACUCUUGGAUUUGGUAUUUAGUAACUUACUUAACAUAGUUGUUACGCAGCCCUCUAACCCACUUAGUAAAUUAGAUUCAUAUCAUCCAAACCUUUUAAUAAGUAUCGAAUAUUCUAAUAUCUCCUACCUGCGUCCUAAGAGUUGUGUCGUUUACAAUUACUUCAAAGCUGACUUUGAUACUAUUGUUAAAGAAACUAAAAAUACAGACUGGUUACACGAAUUUUCUACCUGUACAGAUGUUGAUGCCAUGGUACGGACAUUUUAUGAAUGCCUAUCUAACAUAAUCAAAAAAUCAGUUCCUAAACGUAAGCUGAAUUCAACAAAAUACCCUUCUUGGUUCAAGCGCAAUUUAAUUAAAUUAAUAUCUGAAAAAGAUAAGCUCCAUAGAAAAUAUCGUAUUUACAAAAAUCCCAGAGAUAAAUUGGAAUUCCAGAUUAUUCGCAGUCGCUGUCAUAAACUUCUUGAUAUUAACCUUAACGAUUUUAAACAAAAUGCCGAAUCUAACAUCUCUAAAAAUCCAAAAUACUUCUGGAACUACUUCAAAAAUAAAAAGAAAGGUGAAUCAUCCUUACCCGGGUCUAUGAAACUGGAAAACAAAGUUGCAAAAUCAGGAACAGAAAUAGCAAAUCUGUUUGCAAACCAUUUCUCCUCUAUUUACACCCAAACAACUGGCUCUAUGACACUAGUAUCGCAAUGCAGUAGCAACAUUUCACAGAUGUCCAAAAUAAAAUUCGUAGAAGCAGAAGUACUAAAGCAAAUCAAGUCUUUAGAUCCCCAAAAGGGAGCGGGUCCUGACGGCAUUCCUCCUAUAUUUCUUAAGCGUUGCGGGCCAGGAAUCGCUUUGCCUUUGACACUUAUUUUUAAUCGAUCCCUAGAGGAUGGCAUCUUCCCAGAAGAAUGGAAAAAAGCACGCAUUGUUCCAGUAUUUAAGAAAGGAGAUCGGAUGGACAUAAAAAAUUACCGCCCUAUCUCAAUUCUCUCAUGCUUUUCUAAACUUUUUGAAAGUCUUGUGCAACCCACGCUUGCCAGACACCUAGAUAAUUUCCUCACAAGCUC
Molecule: messenger RNA, 2386 nt
Organism: Maniola jurtina (meadow brown)
Lineage: Eukaryota; Metazoa; Arthropoda; Insecta; Lepidoptera; Nymphalidae
Exons: 1
Coding region: 64-693 (209 amino acids)
Source: RefSeq, a predicted model, not a curated record